AUGCGUAUCAUCACAAACAGUCUCAAGUCCAAAGUCUGUCGAUUUCUAACAAUGGGAAAGGGUUCUUGGGAAAGCCGUGCCGCUGCGAAGCGCGCUGAGACGCUGGACAAGAUCCAUCCGGAAUGGAGAUUGUCCCCAAAGGACCUCGAACGCGCCCGCCAACAGCGCGACAUCACUGGCCCUUUCAUACAACAGUUUCUGGACGAAAAUGAUAUCUUCAUUACCUCGAUGGCAAGUGUGCCCAUUUUGCAGGCUUUGGAAGAAAAGAAGCUAUCGGCGGUUGAAGUCACAACAGCCUUUUGCAAAAGGGCUGCCGUGGCACAUCAGAUUAACAACUGUCUUCAUGAAGUCUUCUUUGACCAAGCAUUGGAGCGCGCCAAGUAUUUGGACGACUACUUCGCCAAGCAUAACAAGCCAGUUGGGCCACUUCACGGGCUUCCCAUCAGUCUCAAAGACCAAUUCCACGUCAAGGGUGUGGAUACAACCAUGGGAUACGUUGGCUGGAUUGGUGGUAACCUCGGUGUAUCAGACCCGGAUAAAACUCACAAGGUCGAGAGCCAGAUCGUUACCGAGUUGCUGUCCCUGGGAGCGGUGCUAUACUGCAAGACAAGUCUACCCCAAACACUACUGUUCGGCGAGACCAAGAAUAAUAUCAUCGGUCAGACCUUGAAUCCUAAUAACCAGAAUCUGUCUUGCGGAGGGUCGUCGGGAGGAGAGGCUGCGUUGAUGGCUUUGGGAGGAAGCUCUGUUGGAGUUGGCACAGAUAUUGGUGGAUCACUACGUAUACCAACUGGGUUUUGUGGCAUCUAUUCUAUCAAGCCGACUUCAAAUCGACUUUCUUAUCGCGGUGCUGCGAACACUAAUCCAGGACAGGACACGUAUCGGUCCUCGCUUGGCUUCAUGGGUACUUCCAUUGAUGCACUCGAGGUCGUGUUUAAGUCUGUUCUUGGUGUAGAGCCGUGGCUUCGGGAUCCAGCAGUCUUACCGAUCCCUUUCAGACAAGAAAUGAUGGAUUCCUAUCUAUCGAGAGCCGAUAUCAAGGGCAAUGCCAAGUCAGGCGAGAAGCCAUUGAAAAUGGGUGUUCUUUGGUCUGAUGGGAUGGUUGGGCCGCAUCCUCCUGUUCUUCGUGGACUUCGGGUUGUGGUAGCGGCUUUAAAAAAGGCCGGACAUAAGGUAGUAGACUGGGAACCGCCAUCGCAAGAAAGAGCCACAACCUUAAUCGGCGGCUUCUUUGGUGCCGAUGGAGCACACGAUGUACACGGUCACCUAAAUCGAUCGGGUGAACCUCUGAUACCAGACCUUGAAGACGGCUUCAAGCUCAAAUGUCCCACGGAGCUACUCAAGUAUCAGGAUCUGACCUUACAAGGCCUUGAGUAUGAGCGAGAGUACUCUGAUUACUGGAACUCGACCGAAAGUCAAGACGGCCAAGUUGUUGAUGCUGUUUUGAUGCCAGUUGCACCACAUGCAGCUGUUAUACCAGGAAAGUUCUAUCAUGGAGCAUAUACCGACGCGAUGAAUAUUACGAACUAUUCGGUUGUUGUCAUCCCCACCAUACGAGCUGAUGCGAGCAUUGAUAUUUUUGAUGAUGCAUACAAGCCCUUGGGUGACUUGGACACCAAGGAUUGGAAAGCCUAUGAUCCGGCUCUUUACGACAAAGCUCCUGUAGGUAUUCAGGUUGUUGGGAGAAAGUUUGAAGAGGAGAAAUGUUUGGCUAUUGCUCGAAUUGUCCAAACUGUUCUUCAGAGUGCACUAUAA
Fusarium poae is the source of this 1755-nucleotide messenger RNA. RefSeq lists its product as uncharacterized. Lineage: Eukaryota; Fungi; Ascomycota; Sordariomycetes; Hypocreales; Nectriaceae. Bases 1 to 1755 code for a protein of 584 amino acids. The transcript is spliced from 7 exons. The record is from RefSeq and is a predicted model, not a curated record.